GCAUUCUGGGAUAUAUCCGCUAACCUCGCCCUCCUACACGGAAGAGGCUAACAAUCAAUAAUUAAAAUAAACACUUCAGAUUAAGCUAGAUCUAGACUAGCUCUAGUUUAGAAACCUCCCCAGGAGUCUUCAACAACUUCCCAAAGUUUCAUGGUGAUCAGAUAAAAGGUAUUAGCAUCUUUGACUGACUCUGAAGUUAUGGGAGACACCAAAGCACUACAAGAUCUUGUCUUACGGCUAGAAGCUGUGACAUCUAGACUUGAAUCCCUGGAAUUAAAAUCUGGUGUUGCUGCUCCUGCUGCUGGAGGGGAUUUUGAUACUGUGUCUCCAUUUGUUCUUGCCUAUGAUGACAUUUUAUCUGGACAAUUGGCUAAGUUUUUGUCGGUUUCUCAUGAGAUUGGAGGAGAUGUCGAGACUCAGGCUAAUCUUGUAAAGGCAGCUUUUGAUACUCAAAGGACAUUUUUAGUUGUAGUAUCUAAGAGCAAACAACCUGAUCAGAAUACUUUUAUGGAACUCUUAAAAUCAUCGGCAGAUAAAUUGCAAGCUGUUCAGGAUUUUCGUGAAAGUCAUCGUAAAAGUGAAUACUUUAAUCAUCUUUCUGCUAUAAGUGAAUCUAUUGCAUCUUUAGGAUGGGUGACUAUUAGCCCUGCUCCUGGUCCAUAUGUGAAAGAAAUGCUAGAUGCUGGGACAUUCUAUACAAAUCGUGUACUGAAGGAUUUUAAAGAAAAAGACGCUAAGCAUGUAGAAUGGAGCAAGUCAUGGAUCAGUACUCUUACAGAGCUUCAGGCAUACAUUAAGCAGUUCCACACAACAGGCUUGGCAUGGAAUCCACAGGGUAAAGAUGCCAAAUCUGUCAGCCUCAAAGUUAGCAAUGAAGUCACUUCACCUCCAAAAGCAGCAAGUGGUGCACCACCACCACCACCACCACCACCUGGUCCCCCACCUCCACCCGAGAUGAGUGCUAGUAACAAAAACGAUGAAGAAAGUGCUGCUGCUAAAGCUGCAUUGUUUGCAGCUUUAAAUAAAGGAGAAGCAGUAACCCAAGGUCUGCGCAGGGUGACAGAUGAUAUGAAAACACAUAAAAAUCCUGCUCUUCGCCAAGGUCCUGCUCCAUUUAAGCCAACUCCAGCAUCUAAGCCACAGACAUCUCCAAAACCAACACCUAAAACCAAUGUGCCAUUAAGUAAGCCUCCAGUAAUUGAAUUACAAGACAAAAAAUGGGUUAUUGAGUACCAAAAAGACAACAAGAACAUUGUUCUUGACAAUACAGAGCUCAAGCAAACUGUUUAUGUUUACAAAUGUGAAGGCUCUGUUAUUCAGGUUAAAGGAAAGGUCAACUCCAUCAUAUUAGAUUCUUGUAAGAAAACAGCUGUAGUUUUUGAUGAUCUUGUCUCCUCAGUUGAGUUUGUUAAUUGUCAGAGUAUGCAAGCUCAGGUUACUGGAAAGGUACCAACUCUAAGCAUUGACAAGACAGAUGGGUGCCUUGUUUAUCUCAGCCCUGCAUCACUUGAUGUAGAGAUAGUAACUGCCAAGUCAUCUGAAAUGAAUAUUUUAGUUCCCCAGGGGGACGGAGACUAUAAAGAGUUUGCCCUUCCUGAGCAGUUUAAAACAAAGUACAAUGGUCAAACAAUGGUAACCAUUAUUGCAGAUAGUAUAUAAUUCAAGCAAAGCGUUUGUAGUAAUUAAGAUUACCCUAUAAUAAAUUGAUUUUAAAUAUCAUUAAGUAAUGUAUUUCAAAUAAAACAUUAACCUUGGAAAGUUUGAGAUAGGGUUAAAUCUUAAUUAUUUCUGUUUAAAAAACAUUUUUAUUGAACAAAACAUUUUACCCAGUUCAUAAAUAAUGAUGCAUUUUUCUUCUAAUUAUAUCAGCUAAUGGUCACAGCAACUUUUUGUUUUUGUAGAUUAAUGCUUAUUGUGUAACAUUUAGAUUCUAGUAGAAUUAUUCUUCAAUACUAUGUUAACAUUUAUUGUUUAAAAUUUUGUGCUAAAAUAUUCACUUAAUAAUUUAGGACUGAUUUAAUUAGGUGUGGUUUUUUUUUUUUUUUUAAAUGUAGACAAAAACGUUUUGUAUCAACUGUCACCUUGUCAUUUUUAAAAAUGCUGCUAGUGCUUGGGAUUCACAAGCUUGUUGUAACGAUUCAUAUCUAUGCAAUUUAAAGAAAUCUGUUCAACUGAUUUUAUUUAUAUUUUAAUAUCUUGUUUUUUUCUUCUAUUUCCGUGUAACUAACUGGUCAUUAAUCAAUAAAUCAGUGAGUUGUUGAUUAAAAUAGUGCAUGAUUCAUUUAUAAAAUUAUUGGUUCUACCAAGCCCACUUCUUUGUGAUUUAACUGUACUUUUCCUAAAUUGGAAAAAGCAUAUUUUUAAUGUUUUUUUUUGUUAUACUUAUUGUUAUGGUUCUGACUAGCUCUGUAUGUAUACUGACUUUGGUAAAGUAAGGACAAUUUUUUCUUUUAAACAACCAAUUUAAUUUAAAACCAGUUAAGUUAGCAUUUCCAUUUCUAAAUUUUGUGUAAAAGUAAAAUGUUAUAAUUGCCAAUAAAAAUUAAUAUAAAAGAAGGUAGAACCUGUAAAAUAAGCAUACCUAAACAUUAAUAUUUUUAUUGAACAGAGAUAAUUGUCAAGUGUAAUUUAGUUAUUUUAAGUUGCAUUGUUCUAUUACCAUUAGCUGCUUUUAACAAAUGUAUUUCUUACUCAAAUAUUAUAGUGGUUGAAGUUGAUAACAAUAUCAAUAAUAAAAUCCUGCAUUUUUUACUGUCAAAAUUUUAGCCUUAUUUUCUGUUUUGAAUUUUCCAGUAAUGAUACUUUGCAAGAUAAUACUACUUAAUUUUCUUUUUAAGGACAUCUUAACCGUUUUACACUUUGUUAUUUAAAAAUUACUGUUAAUAAAUUGAGUACAGCUAUUUUUUGUUUAUGGUACACAUUAAUUGGUCUUUUUAAAAUAAUUUACCAAAAUGUACAUAUGUACUCCUCAGCCAUACAAGUUCAGCACUUUCAGUUGAACCUAUAAUACAGAUAUUUAUAGUAGUGGUACCUUAACAGUACAUUUUUAAAAAUGUAUUAAUUUAUAUAAAACUAGUAAUUUUUUAAAGCCUAAAUUUGUGUACUGUGUAUGUCAUUAUUUCUUAGUUGCUGGUAUUUAAUGCUUGGUUUAAACUUGAUUAUUAAAAGCCUAACAAAUGAA
Physella acuta is the source of this 3181-nucleotide messenger RNA. RefSeq names its product adenylyl cyclase-associated protein 1. Gene Ontology annotation, cellular component: cytoplasm. Gene Ontology annotation, molecular function: actin binding; adenylate cyclase binding. The record is from RefSeq and is a predicted model, not a curated record. NCBI's taxonomy places the organism in Eukaryota, Metazoa, Mollusca, Gastropoda, Physidae. Gene Ontology annotation, biological process: cytoskeleton organization; cell morphogenesis; actin filament organization.